Lineus longissimus is the source of this 848-nucleotide messenger RNA. RefSeq lists its product as uncharacterized. The transcript is spliced from 2 exons. The coding region runs from base 39 to 458 and encodes 139 amino acids. NCBI's taxonomy places the organism in Eukaryota, Metazoa, Nemertea, Pilidiophora, Heteronemertea, Lineidae. The record is from RefSeq and is a predicted model, not a curated record.
UGGGUGAAAGAAAAAACCUACAGUUUUUGUUGCCCUAUAUGAACAUAGGCAAAACGUCAACGAAUCUCAAGGAACAAGCAAACACCCCUAAUGAUUUUGAAGAAGGAUUGGAAAGAAAAGAAGAUUCAAACGAUGAUUCAGAUGGUGAUAUGGCUGAAGAGGAAAAGGUUGCGGAAGGCCGUGAAAAGUUGCCGGAUGCCCAAGAGGUCCCUCCUAUGACAUCGGAAGGUCCGUCGACCAAACGCCGCAGCUCUUCUCCCGCCGAACGGUCCACCACAGCCGACAAAGCUAAGAACAGGAGUACUACCAAGACACUGAGGAAGGGCAAAAUGAACCAGUUUGAAGAAGAAGAGUUGAGCCUGCUGAAAAAACUUACAAACCCUUGUGAGACACCUGCAAAACUUAAUCAAGACAUGGACGAAAUGGACUCUCUCCUUCAGACUCAAAAGGCUGGAUAGGCGUUGUCAGAUGAUGGCAGUACACAAAAUCGAAAAUGUCGUGUUUGACAUCGAGUAUAGUGGUUUGUGUGCAGGCAUUGUUUUGAUCAUCCCACUCCACAAAGCAGUGGGAUGCUUCCACCAUCCGCCUACUUUCCUGCUGCCAGAUUCGAUACCCUAACAACAGGUAACCCGUUUCCCCAACCUCGGCACCAAUACGUUCCGGGGGUGCCUACUGCCCUUAAUAAACCCAACUUCCCCCAGUUUACAGUUUCUUCCCCCGAUACGCAAUAUUCAAAGGAUGACAACGCUGGCUAUGAGAGUUCGGAUAGGCCCUUCCAGUUAACCUCUUUGUGAGCUAUGACUUCAACUACUUGUUCUGUAUGUAUCAAACCUCCUUUCCUUUUGAAA